CAUCCUGGGAAAAAACUAUUUCACGACUUAAAGGAGUCAUCAAAUUUAAUUCAGUAGCUAGCUUCGCCCCUAAGGAUAAAAGUGUUUACAAAACAUAACCCAAUAGUGACAGAGAUUCAGCCUUUAUGGAGCCCACCCACAAAGACAGUUUAGCAGGAUGAACUACUUCCUAAACACCAGUCGCCCAACGUCUCUCCCACGACCGGGUCACGCCCCUGGGCGUCAGUGCAGAACUCUUCCCCGCCCCAGCCAACCAAGCGCAGAGCGAUUUCAGGUAUGCCUCUCGCGGGAGCUAACAUUGUUGCGAGAUUUUGAAAGUGCAGGCGAUCUGUGUAAUAUCGCGAGAAUUUAAACGGGAAACGUGAGGACAUUAAGGGUUUUGGCUAACCGGAAAUCCGGCUGUUUUUUCAGUUGGCUGGAAGCUUUUUCAUGUGGAGUGUUGCUGACUCUUUUCUGUAAACUCCCUGCAGGAUAAUGCUGACUCGGGUCCUCGGAGAGGACGUCCCUUCCGAGUAAUCUGCAGACUUUUAAUACUUGCUCACGUCAAGUUCCCAGCAUAAUUUGAAAGGAAAAUCAGAGGGGAAGCUUGCAAAACAGAUUUGCAAAGUUGUGUUGGAUCAUUUUGAAAAGCAGUAUUCCAAAGAACUUGAAGAUUCCUGGAAUACAGUGAGCUGCAUUUGAACCUGGGGCUGUUUGAACCAAUAAAUUAAUUCCAUGGAACAUAGACUCCUCUUUGAGCAUGGUGUCAGCAGGUUACUGAGCUAUCAGUCUGGAUGUAUUGAUAUCUCCAUCAUUGUGGCAAUAUGCUGUCCUCCUCAACCGAUUCAAUUAUCCUUUUGAACUGGAAAUGGAUUUAUAUUUGAAGGGCUAUCACCAACUCUUUCAAGGAUCUUUACCCUACUGUCCUAAAUCACUAAAGUGUUACCUCAGCAGAACUACAGACCGUUUGCCUUCAGAAAGACACCAGUUUGGUAACCUGAAAAAAUACUAUCUCCUGAAUGCUGCUUCUCUUCUCCCAGUACUAGCUCUGGAAUUACGGAAUGGGGAGAAGGCUCUAGAUCUAUGUGCUGCUCCUGGAGGCAAAUCAUUAGCACUGCUACAAUGUGCUUGGCCAGGGUAUCUUCAUUGUAAUGAAUACGAUAGACUGAGACUGAGGUGGCUGAGGCAGACAUUAGAAUCUUUCAUCCCACAACCUUUGAUAAAUGUAAUUAAAGUGUCUGAAUCAGAUGGCAGAGAAAUAGGAGAUGCUCAGCCUGAAACAUUUGACAAGGUGUUGGUUGAUGCUCCAUGUUCAAAUGAUCGAAGUUGGUUAUUCUCUUCUGAUCCUCAAAAGGCAACCUGUAGGAUACAUCAAAGGAGGAAUUUGCCUGUUCUACAGAUGGAACUCUUAAGGUCUGCAAUUAAAGCCUUACGUCCUGGAGGGGUACUUGUGUACUCGACAUGCACACUUUCCAAGGCAGAAAAUCAAGAUGUGAUCAAUGAAACUUUAAAUUCCUACAGUAAUGUCAUGCCUGUGGACAUUAGGGAAAUAGCAAGGACUUGCUCCCAAGACUUCACAUUUGCUCCCACUGGCCAGGAAUGUGGACUUUUGGUGAUCCCAGAUAAAGGCAAAGCCUGGGGCCCAAUGUAUGUAGCCAAAUUGAAAAAAUCAUAGAGUACAGGAAAACGGUGACAUGAAUUUUGUAAACAAUUUUGAUGUAUACUUAUGUUUAUGUUUCCACGCUCUCCACAUGCUAAUAUUUAAAUGAUGAUAUAACAAUUUUCCUUUAGUCUGUUUGGAAUCCUAUUUAUUUAAUAUUUUAGCAUUUAGAAUCUAGCCUUGAGAAUUUUUCAGGUGUAUUUUCUUUUCCUAGAAAUAUAUCUGUAGGAACAAUUUAAGGUGAUGAAGAUGGUGUUUAUUCUCUAUAAUAAAUCUGCUGUCUUCUACUUGGCAUUUUAUAUUUAAAUUAGAAUACAUGGUUUUAUGAAUAAAAUGUUUAGAACUACAUUCUACCCAUGAUGUUGGUGCUUUGGACCUUUAAAAAUGCAUAUUUGCCAGCACUCUUACUGUUUCCUCCUUAUGAAAUGUACAGAUUCUUUUUUUCUAAGAACUGAUUGGUAUUCUGAGACUAACUUCUUAAGCAGUACAAUUUUGAGUUCUGAAAAAAUAGGUUUCUUAUUUGCAAAAUUGUUUUCUGUUAAGGACUAUCUUCUGUUUACUACAAAGGUCAGUGACUCAAUUGACACCAGCUUUAGCCCUCCCUCCUUUUUUUUCUUUCGUUUUUUUUUUUUUUUUUGUAUUCACAAAUACAAAUUGAAAGGGUAAAUUAUGUUGAAAGGCCUUUAGGACAGCAGAUUCACAUGCACACGUUUGACUUUCGACAUUCAGCUUCUAGAAUAAUGGAGUCUAUCCAGCAGGCUAUAAGCAAGUACUUGAAACAAAACCAGGAUGAUUAAUAACUGCAAUAACUGAACUAUAUUUGGAGAGUUUUGUUACAUAAUUGCAGUCAUAAUGAGCACUACAGAAUCUGAUUAUCUUACAGUUCCAAUCUGGAGGGGCUUUUUAUUUCACUCUGUUAUAAAAUGUUAUAGGAGAAAAUGAUGUCACUUAUUAAUGCAUGAGAGGGAGAUGCCUAAUGAGAGUGGAUUGUACUAUUACCAAAACCCAAUACCAUUUACUAAGUGGCUCUCUCUGUUUACAUAUAUCCUGGGAAUAUUGUGUAUGUUUCUUUUUGUGUACUUAAGGUUUUAACUUCAAUUUUUGCAUCAUGUGUUUUCUCCAAAAAUUACUUCAAUGAGUCCAAACAUAUUUUACCAAUUAUUAAGAAAAAUUAUGAAGCAUACUUCUUUUUUUUUUAAGAGAGAGAGAGAGAGAAUUUUUUUUUUUAAUAUUUAUUUUUUAGUUUUCAAUGGACACAACAUCUUUGUUUGUAUGUGGUGCUGAGGAUCGAACCCGGGCCGCACACAUGCCAGGUGAGCGCGCUACCGCUUGAGCCACAUCCCCAGCCCAAUGAAGCAUACUUCUAAAGAUAUCUGUUUGGAAAUUAGGGUUUUUAAAUAAAAAAGAAAAAACUUUGUGGUUGUAGAAAUAUGAAAUUCUGCUGAAGCGGAGUACUCUUAUAUUGUUCAUUGUAUUCUGAAUAUUUAAACUAGAGACUAUCUGCUCACUACCUACUUUUUAUUUUGUAAGCAUAUGUAGGCAGAUUUAAAGAACUGGGAAUUCCUAUGAGGACUUUUUCUGUAUCUUCAUUUUAUUAACACCUUUUAAAAAAUCUAACCAAUGUGUUUAUAAAAUAAAACUAGGUCUCUGAGACCCAAUCAAGUACAUUGAAUCAGUACCAAAGACUAAUGAUAAUGGAAAAGUUUUUGUGCUUCUUUUGUUUUGUAUUAUUUGUGCCUCUUUUUUUUCUUCUUCUUUUUUCUAUUUUAAAUCCUGUCUUAAGAUCCUAUAGAUUUAGGCUCUGGGGUUGUAGCUCAGCAGUAGAGCACUCGCCUAGCAUAUGUUAGGCCUUGGGUUCGAUCCUCAGCACCACAGAAAAAUAAAUGAAUUAAGUAAAGGUAUUGUGUCCAACUACACCUAAAAAAUUUUAAAUACAAAAAAAAAAGAUCCUAUGGGUUUAAAAAGUGCAUUUCUUUUGUAUAGUUUAAUUACAAAGUAAAUUUUCACAGUACACUUUGUUGAGUAUCAUUAUUUUCCUAGUAUAAUGCCAUGAAAGUUAAUUUGAAUAGUUGUUGUGACAUUGGAUUAGACUCUUCCAUGAUUACUUUAAAAUGCAUCUGUAUAUUUAUACACUACAUAAAUAUAUAUUGCUUUAUUUAUAAUAAUUAUAAUGAAGCAGCAUUUAUUGAGCAUUGGUUGAUUAAAUUCUUUAUAUAUAUUGUCUUUUUUGGUCUUUAAAACGCCGAUAGUGAGUAUUUUAUCCUCAUUUUUGUAAAUGAGAAAACUAAAACUCAGUGCUGUUUGUAUUUUGCUAAAGUUAUGCUGGUAAGAAAAGAGUAGAGCCAAGGCUGGGUGUGGUGGAAGUUUGGGAGGCUGAGGCAGGAGGAACACGAGUUCAAAACCAGACUCAUGAAUUCAGCGAGACCCUGUCUCUAAAUAAAAUAUAAAAAAUGGCUGAGGAUGUGUCUCAAUGGUUAAGUGUCCCUGGGUUCAAUAUCUGUACAAAAAAAUAAAAAGAAUAAAGCCAUAUUAAAACUG
Molecule: messenger RNA, 4177 nt
Organism: Marmota monax (woodchuck)
Lineage: Eukaryota; Metazoa; Chordata; Mammalia; Rodentia; Sciuridae
Gene: Nsun3
Product: NOP2/Sun RNA methyltransferase 3
Exons: 8
Coding region: 848-1654 (268 amino acids)
Biological process (GO): rRNA methylation
Cellular component (GO): mitochondrial large ribosomal subunit
Molecular function (GO): methyltransferase activity
Source: RefSeq, a predicted model, not a curated record